UCUUAAACAGUAUGACAUCACGUUUUUAUUUAUAUACUCGUAACCAUUGUUGUUAUUAUGUAUCUGCAUUUCUUUAUAUUCUCCCCGACAAAACCUUACUUUAUUUUAUCUUUAUCUCUCUCUUUCUUUAUAUUUUAUUUUCAAUAUGGGUUUAAAAAAACUAUUUCACAAAGAAGAGCAUGACAAGAAAAAAUUAUAUGAUCAAAAGCGUAAUUCAAGCAAAUCUUCUUCAUUGUCUAUCAGCAACUGGACUCAUAAAGACAAAAAGCGUCAUUCUUCAGUCAUACCAACACCUACAUUAUCUGCUUCUUCGUUUGUUACAGCACCCAUAAACAAUAAUACUAGAGAAAACAAAGUCACCCAACGUCAUAGCAUGUACAGUCCAUCCACGUUCACCAAGACACCUUUGACACCUUCAGAAUCAUUAGGAGAUGUAAAUGAUGUAGUCAAUGUGCUAAGAAACUCGUCUUCCUCUGAAUUUUCUUCUUCUUUCACAACUGCAUCGAAUGAAGACUUGAAUUUAUCACCAGAACAAAUGAACAAUCCUUUUCUUGCAGGAUAUUCCAAUGAUUCCAACAAGUACGAAAUUUUAGAGGAGGAUACACAAGAAGAUGAAAAUGCAUUUCAUUCCUUGCUUUAUCAAAAUGGUCGUGUCACUCCUGACUCCGCCACAACCAACACGAAAAAGGAAACAGAAGAUUCUUUGUAUUCGGAACUACUCCAUGUACAACAACAAUUGAAUGCAGCAAACCCUAAUAAUGCAGUGCAAAUUAAAAAACAACUUGAACAUGCCAACAAACUCCUUACAAAAGCACUUGACAGUAGUAUGUCUCUAGAAACAAAAGUCAAAUCGAUUGUUCAGUCCUCAAAAGAGACGAUUAUGACCAUAGGCGAUGAAAAUAAAGCCUUAAAGCAAGAACAAGAGACAUCCAAAAGCGAAAUCGAACACCAAGCAUCUCUAUUGACACAACUUGGUCAGAAAUACGAUUCUCUACAUGCCGAUCACGCCAAAUUAGCUCAGGAAAAUCAGGAGUUGAUAAAAAAAGAUGCUCAAUUAAAAGAAGUCUCCUUACUUCUUGGUAGUACCACCACAAAUGACGAUAACAAUAGUGACUUGCAUAACAAGCUGAAGUAUGUUCUCGACCUAUCUCAAAGAGCCAGUCAGCUUGAAGAAGAACAGCGCACAAUGUCCGAAAAGAUACAGGCAUUGGAAAUAGAGCAUGCCAAUCAGAUCAAGGAGAAAGAGCAACACAUAGCGCGUAUUGAACAAGAACACACGGAGACAAAAUUAAAGUUAGAGUCCUGCACUACACAAAUAAGGGAAUUUGUGGAAGAAAAGAAUCGACUAUUGGCUCAAAUUGAGAUAAACAACAAUGUACGUAAGGAUGCAGACAAACAAGAUACAGACUUGAUAAAGGAAUUACAAGACAAGAUUAAAACUGUGGAAGAAGAGAACAAGCAGUUAAAAGACGAUUUAGUGACCCUUGAAACUGUCUCUAGAGAAGCUGCUAGAUCCGUUAUGGAUGAAAAUGAACGCUUAGAACAUCAAAUUCAGCAACUUGAACUUUUACACAGUGGAAAUGACGAAGAAGUAGAACACUUGUGUGACAAUACAAGCAAACGAGUGCUGGUAGCUGAUAAUCGACAACUAAAAUCUAAGUUAAAAAUCAUGGAGCAAGUACAAGCCGAGAACGCAAGUUUGACAGAACUCGUUGGUUGUCUGCAAGUCAGAAUCAAAGAACUCUAUCAGCCUAUGAGAAGUAAUAGUGGCAGCAAUAUACUCAAGAAUAAACUAGACCCUGACCAACAAGAAGAAUUGAUGCGUAUGCACACAAGGUCUCAACUCGGUUUGAUUGAAUAUUUGGAAGGAGAAGACGAUAUUAUGCUGACCAUGUCCAAGUUCAAAAAACAGUUAGAAGCAGACAUGAGGGAAUUUGACUCAACAGACAAAUUGAGCAGUAUUAGCCUAAUUCGUUCUGUCUCUGCCUCUCAAAGCAUGCGCUGAUUAUUUGUUUGUACUAAUUAACAACAAACACGGAUAGCGACAUUAUCAAUCCAAAUCACAUGUUAAUUACUUGAUUAUACCAUGUCACUAACCCAACCGGUUGGUGUGUAAUAAACUACUCGUAUAUACAAAUUUAAAGUUUGAAGCAUAUCAAAAAAUACUUGUCAAAUGCUAAUCUGUUUCUGAUUCAGCGGAUCGGAUACUUGAAUAAGGAAAUCGGAACGUCAGUCAGAUAAGGUACAACCAAAGAUGACAGCAAUGGAAUUGAUGUAAGACGAUAAGCCGGAUUUACCUUGUUCGGUUUUCCAACUAGGGUAUUU
Molecule: messenger RNA, 2325 nt
Organism: Gilbertella persicaria
Lineage: Eukaryota; Fungi; Mucoromycota; Mucoromycetes; Mucorales; Choanephoraceae
Exons: 2
Coding region: 146-2005 (619 amino acids)
Source: RefSeq, a predicted model, not a curated record